AGUCGCUGUGGUCGGGGCUCGGGACCGGCUGCCAUCUUAGUCGAGGGACUGAGGAGUCGUCGCCGCCCCGAGUCCCGGUAACAUGCAUUUAACAGUGGCCUUCUGGAGACAACGCCUUAACCCAAAGAAGUGACUCCAGCUGUGAGAACUUCAGGUUUGCCGUCCUGUUGGUGGUAUGUCUGGCAGUGGAUCACAGCUGGGUUCAAUGGGUAGCCUGACCAUGAAAUCACAGCUUCAGAUCACUGUCAUUUCAGCAAAACUUAAAGAAAAUAAAAAGAAUUGGUUUGGACCAAGUCCUUAUGUGGAAGUCACAGUUGAUGGACAGUCAAAGAAGACAGAAAAAUGCAACAAUACGAACAGUCCCAAAUGGAAGCAACCCCUUACAGUUCUUACAGUUGAGGAAGUAGUUGUGACUUUACAGCUUAUAGGUGACAAAGAGCCAACAGAGACAAUGGGAGACUUGUCAGUUUGUCUUGAUGGGCUGCAGUUAGAGUCUGAAGUUGUUACUAAUGGUGAAACUACAUGUUCAGAAAGUGCUUCACAGAAUGAUGAUGGCUCUAGACCGAAGGAUGAAGCAAGUUGGGAGCAGAGAGUGGACCAGCAUGGGCGAGUUUACUACGUAGAUCAUAUUGAAAAAAGAACAACGUGGGAUAGACCAGAACCUCUACCUCCUGGCUGGGAACGGCGGGUUGACAACAUGGGACGUAUUUAUUAUGUUGACCAUUUCACAAGAACAACAACGUGGCAGAGGCCGACAUUGGAAUCUGUCCGGAACUAUGAACAGUGGCAACUCCAACGUAGUCAGCUUCAAGGAGCAAUGCAGCAAUUUAACCAGAGAUUCAUUUAUGGGAAUCAGGAUUUGUUUACUACAUCGCAAAAUAAAGAAUUUGAUCCCCUUGGUCCCCUGCCUCCUGGAUGGGAGAAGAGAACAGACAGCAAUGGUAGAGUAUAUUUUGUCAACCACAACACUCGUAUUACACAAUGGGAGGACCCCAGAAGUCAAGGUCAAUUAAAUGAAAAGCCCUUACCUGAAGGCUGGGAAAUGAGAUUCACAGUAGAUGGAAUUCCAUAUUUUGUGGACCACAAUAGAAGAACAACCACCUAUAUUGAUCCCCGCACUGGAAAAUCUGCUCUAGACAAUGGACCACAGAUAGCCUACGUACGGGACUUCAAGGCAAAGGUUCAGUAUUUCCGGUUCUGGUGUCAGCAACUGGCAAUGCCACAGCACAUAAAGAUUACAGUGACAAGAAAAACAUUGUUUGAAGAUUCCUUUCAGCAGAUAAUGAGCUUCAAUCCCCAAGAUCUGCGAAGACGUUUGUGGGUGAUUUUUCCAGGAGAAGAAGGUUUAGAUUAUGGAGGUGUAGCAAGAGAGAGGUUCUUUGUUUUGUCACACGAGGUGUUGAACCCCAUGUAUUGCCUGUUUGAAUAUGCAGGAAAGGAUAACUACUGCCUGCAGAUUAAUCCUGCUUCUUACAUCAAUCCAGAUCACCUGAAAUAUUUUCGUUUUAUUGGCAGGUUUAUUGCCAUGGCUUUGUUCCAUGGGAAAUUCAUAGACACAGGUUUUUCUUUGCCAUUCUAUAAGCGUAUAUUGAACAAACCAGUUGGACUCAAGGAUUUAGAAUCUAUUGAUCCAGAAUUUUACAAUUCUCUCAUCUGGGUUAAAGAAAACAAUAUUGAGGAACGUGGUUUGGAAAUGUACUUCUCUGUCGAUAAAGAAAUUUUAGGUGAAAUCAAGAGUCAUGAUUUGAAACCUAAUGGUGGCAAUAUUCUUGUGACAGAAGAAAAUAAAGAGGAAUAUAUCAGAAUGGUAGCUGAAUGGAGGUUGUCUCGAGGUGUUGAAGAACAGACACAAGCUUUCUUUGAGGGCUUUAAUGAAAUUCUUCCCCAGCAGUAUUUGCAAUACUUUGAUGCAAAGGAAUUAGAGGUCCUUUUAUGUGGAAUGCAAGAGAUUGAUUUGAAUGACUGGCAAAGACAUGCCAUCUACCGUCAUUACACUAGGACAAGCAAACAAAUCAUGUGGUUUUGGCAGUUUGUUAAAGAAAUUGAUAAUGAGAAGAGAAUGAGACUUCUGCAGUUUGUUACUGGAACUUGUCGAUUGCCAGUUGGAGGAUUUGCUGACCUCAUGGGGAGCAAUGGACCACAGAAAUUCUGCAUUGAAAAAGUUGGGAAAGAAAACUGGUUACCCAGAAGUCAUACCUGUUUUAACCGCCUGGACCUGCCACCCUACAAGAGCUAUGAGCAACUGAAGGAAAAGCUGUUAUUUGCCAUUGAAGAAACAGAAGGAUUUGGACAAGAGUAA
Molecule: messenger RNA, 2299 nt
Organism: Puma concolor (puma)
Lineage: Eukaryota; Metazoa; Chordata; Mammalia; Carnivora; Felidae
Source: RefSeq, a predicted model, not a curated record